Molecule: messenger RNA, 4189 nt
Organism: Biomphalaria glabrata
Lineage: Eukaryota; Metazoa; Mollusca; Gastropoda; Planorbidae
Exons: 9
Coding region: 159-3308 (1049 amino acids)
Biological process (GO): protein autoprocessing; cell-cell signaling; multicellular organism development
Molecular function (GO): GTP binding
Source: RefSeq, a predicted model, not a curated record
UAAUAAUAAUCUUUAUUAUCCGUUAGGAAAUUUGUCUUACAAUUUGUGCAUUACAUCAAACAAACAUUCUAUAUAGACUCAAGAUCUAUCUAAAGAAAACCAAAAUGUACAUUCACACCAGACUCUCAUAAUUUACAAUUACAUCAUAAACAUUGACCAUGGAUUGCAACAUCCCUUACCAUCCUGGACUUCUGUUGGGGCGAUCAGUGGACAUGAAGCGUUUACAACUAGGUUACAUGCUGGUUGAUGAAGAAGUCAGACCAAUAUGCCCAACGGUUCGGUUCACAACAUCACAGUUUACUUAUGUUCACUCUUUGAAAGAUAUCUGUGACAUUUUGUCCAUACCACCAGAGUACGCUUUGAAAGUAAAGGCUAGAAAAAUAACAGAUGAAGUUGUGAAGGCUUGUCUUGAUGCCAUUGGAAAUAGGGACUCUUCAUUUUCUGUUAUAUUUAAAAUAUCAUUUCUGCAGCAAAAGCAUUAUUUGCCAAGUAAUGCUGUGACCAGUCGCCAGAACAGUAAUAAAGAAGAGGCCACAAAAAAUAGUCUUCUUGCAGCUGCAAUUGCUGAUCUAGAUUCUAUUAAUUUAUGCAGAAGUAUCCAAGACUUUGGUACUCAUUGGGUGAAAGCCCUUGAAGUUGGCAAUGAGAUGAUUACCAUCAUGAAAAUUUCUUGUGAAGAUUCGGAAAAAUUUACAAAGCUGGAUAAUAAAAUCAGGCAAAGCUUGAAAGCUCACAAAGGACCAAUCACAUCAGAAGUGCUAAUGUCUCUGCUGAAUUUCGCUAAAGAAGUUGACAAGAAAUUAUCCAAGAAACAUUACAAAGAUGUCCAACUUCAAAUCCAAUAUUGUUGUUUUGAGGGAUUGCCCAAUUACCCAGCAAGCAUUACUGGGAUGGUCAAAGCUAUUGAAAGUUUUAUGGACAUAUGUACGGGAUGGACAGAAAAGCAUCGAUACACUGAAGAAUGUCAACUGGGGUCCAAUCUGAUGACAUUAAGAUCUGGUGUUGAUGUGGAAGAAAAGUCAACUUUGCAAAGUAUGAGGAAUGCCUUUCAAAGUUUUGUUUCUGGUGCUGGUGGUAAUGAUGUUAAAGCCUCAGCUGUUGAAUAUCAUCCAUCAGGCGAAGGCUCUGUAGAUUUUGAUGACAUUGAAAAUGACGUACAUGAAAGUUUUGUAGUGUUAGAUAAUCAAAACUUACAAACUUUCUACUACUUAAGAGCCACAUUGCAAACCUUUGACAAUGAGACAGCAUUCACUGACUCAAGAAGCUAUAGCAGUUUGGCACUAAGUCAAUAUCCGGAAGCAACUUACAAUCUGUUUGAAAAAAUCUACAAUGGUCUUUGUAAUUGUGAUGAGGCAGUUGAAAGAAUUCAGAAAUUUUUGGCUAGCAAACGGUUCUUGGAUGAUGUUAGAGUUGUAGAGGGCAACAAAGUGUUGAAAAAGAUUCAGACCAUUCACCUGGCAGUUCAUGAUGCUGUUCACAACCUUGACCUUGUCAGCUUACCCUCUGAAAGUAGUCUCCAAGAUGUGUUAAAUGUGAAUGCUUUGGAGAUUGUAGAAAACUUUAUAGAGACAGUGACAUCUAUUCUGCCCCCAGGCAGUGACCUUGACUUGCUGAUGAUUGGAAAAACAGGUCACGGAAAAAGUUCCACUGGCAACUCUAUAUUAGGAAAAGACAAGUUUGCCGCUUCUUCAGAUAACAUUUCUGUAACAACUCGCACUUCAGUUGGCUGGGUAAACAUUGAUGGACGCACCAUCAAAGUGGUAGAUACACCUGGUGUUUGUGAUACCAACCUGGAAGAAGAGGAAGAUUCUAUUGAGAUGGCCAUCAAGUCUAUCAGUGAUGCUAUAGCUAACUGUCCAGAUGGGUUCCAUGCCCUCCUUUUGAUCAUAAGGUUUGGAAUUCGUAUGACAACUGAAGAGAGAAAAGCUAUAGGACUGUUGAAAUGUGUCUUGGGUGAGGAUGUGAUCAAAUCAAACUCUAUCUGUGUCAUCACUUAUGGGGACAACUUUGAGCUGGAAAUGUCCAAAUCCAAAACAACCUUUGAAGAAUGGUGCAGAAAUCAGAGGGGAUUUCUGGGUGACCUGUUUCAGGAGUGCAAGUAUAGAUGUGUGCUGUUCAAUAACAAAGCUGAAGAUGCCAAAGCCAAAAAAAGCCAGUUAAUUGAACUAGUUGCUAAGGUGGACAGUUUAAAAGGAAAUGGCACCCGCUACACUAAUGCCAUAUUUCAGUUUGCACAGAAUGUGCGGUCCAAGAUCAUCGCUGAAAAGCAGGUGCCUCAAGUCAGUGAAGAUAUGGUACGAGACAUCCAGAUGAUCAUUGUACAUUUAAAUGGAAUGAUAGGGAACACUAGUCAAUCCCAUUAUAAAGAAGAGCUGUCCAGACUUAAAGAGAGAGUGGACAAUCUAAACAAUAGAGUGAGUGAAGCAGAAGUAGGUCAGUUUGGCAAACUUGUUGAUACUAUAUUUGAAUUGGCUUCAACUAUACACAGCAAGAUGGACGAGAUAGCUGACAGGCCUGCCCCAGAUACACCUGAUAAUGCUUUAGACCAAACAGUUGAGCAAGAAAUAGGAAACGGACAAGUUGUAAACCAAGAAGACACUUCAACUGACAAUACCUUUUUAGACAGAUUUCGUGGAGAGCUACAAGGCUACUAUGACACAGAAAUAAGUCCCCAAAACAGUAUGGUCAAUGAAAUGGUAAGCGAGAAGGUUAAGGAACAAGUGCAACAAGAACAUCAGUGUUUUUCAGGUGACUCCACAGUCUGUCUGUCAACAGGAGAGCAGAUCACUCUCAGUAAACUAAGGAUUGGUGAUAAAGUGCUUUGCAGAAAUAGCAACGGUCAGCUUGGUUUUGAGACAGUGUACAUGUUUGGCCAUCAAGAUGCCCAGGUGUUCAGCAAUUUUGUUGUCCUGGAAACAUUAAAUAGUCAAGUUUACCUGACAGAUAAACAUUAUAUAUACUGUGAAAGAGAGGGAGAGGAGAGAUGUUUAGCUGCUAAAGAUGUCAAUACUGGAGACAGCUUGCUUUUUGUGUCUGGUGAUAACCUCACCCAAUCCACUGUGCUGAGAGUGGGCUACGAAAGAAAGCAAGGUCUUUUUGCACCCUUUACUAACAGCGGCACUAUUGUUGUUGAUGGGCUUCUGGCCUCCUGCUAUGUGAAUGUUCUACAGCCACAGUCUUGUCAUGGUUGGCUGUGGCCCAUGAGACAGCUGUAUAAAUUAUCCCCUGGUACAUUAGCAUAUCUCAAUGGGUCAUCUUCAAAUCAACCCAUUCCAAAGUGGGCCAGGGCUUUCACUAAAUUAUUGUAAAAAAAAAUUGUGAAAAUGAUAUAAAAUGUAAUGGAGAUUUAUUUAACGUUUUAACUAAAAAAAAUGUAGCACAAGAUUUUCUUUUUUUUUUGUAGAUCUAUAUAAAAGUACAUGACUUGAUUUGUGAGAUUAAUUCUUAUUCCAUUACUCUGAAAAUGUAAUUCAAAUUAAAAGAUCCAGCCAAUUCUCCUGGAUGAAAUAAUGGAAACUAUAAUGAUUCAUUGCUAAGCAUGAACAGUACAUUUAAAUGGACAGACAGUAUCGGACAUGUGUAUAAUGCUUAGUGAUGAGUAUCUAAUUCAACUCGGAAAUCGAUUACUUGAAGCAAAAUUAAUUUUAACCCUUCAAAUUUCCCAGAAAUUGAGUUAAUUGCUAUGUUUGUACAUGUCUUUGUUAUAUAAAAAUAAUAUCAAUCAAUUAAUAAUAGAUUCUAUAUUAAUCAUGCAUUUGAAAUGUUUAUAUUAUUUUCUUAUGUAAGUAUGCAACUACUACUGUGAUUAAUUUGUUGUUUCUAAGUCAGUCCUUUCAAUAAUAUUUUUUUUUGGUACAUAUUUACACAUAUACAUACAUAAACAAGAUUGUUUAGAAGUUGUUUAAUUGAUGUACAAAAAACAACAACAUUUCUAUUGACAGUAUUUUGUUUAUGUCACAUCUGGGUCUGCAUCCAAGAAAAAUACUGCACUCGUUUCAUUUUCUUCUGACUUUAAGACAAUGCCUUAUUAGUUUUGUUUGUUUCUAGUUGAUAUGUAUUUCUAAUAUAUAAAGGGAUAGAUUUUUGUAAGCAUUCUAAUUGUUUAAAGGUGGGUUUAUUUGUAUCUCAAUGUUAUUGUUUAUUUAAGAUUGUAUUUCAAUUUUAGAAUAAAUUUAGUGUUGAAGCAAAA